AUGGAGCCGACCCCCACAGUGGGAGAAACAGAAUCUCAAACUCAGCAAGUUCAACCUCCAGAAGAGGAAAUCAAACCAGUAAAGCUUUCCCGGAGCCCGCCUCACAAAGUACUCCUCAAACAUGGCCAAGAGCUGGAGGAAGAGCAGGAAGAGUUGGCUGAGCACCAGCCACUGGAGCAAGAAGAUCUCAACUUUGAACGAUUCAAGCGUAGACCCUUACCUCAGAGGACCCUUCACCAGAAAAUUAUUGACGUGAAGACAUACCUGUGGAAUGCAGAAACCAAGGAAUUUAUGGGCCGCUCUGGAAAGAGUUGGAGCCUUAUCCUACUAUUCUAUGCUACACUUUAUGCCUUCCUUGCAGCCAUGUUUGGCGGCUGUCUGUUUUGCCUCAUGUGGUCCAUUAGUCCCUAUCAUCCGACUUACAAUGACAGAGUGAUGCCACCAGGUAUGACGAUGGCUCCACACCUGGAUGGUCAUGACAUCCACUUCAACGCCUCCGAGCGAAGAUCCUGGAAGAAGUAUGCGCGAUCAAUGGAUGAGCAUCUAAAACCAUACAACGAUGCAGUGCAGGACAGGAAGAAUAUGCGCUGCACACAAGAUGGGAAGUAUUUCAUGCAGGAUGACCUAAGAGAGGACGAGGAGAGGAAGGCAUGCCAGUUUAAGAGGUCUUGGUUGGGGGAAUGCUCUGGGAUGCAGGACCCCCACUAUGGCUAUUCUCAGGGAAGACCAUGCAUCUUACUUCGAAUGAACCGGAUUCUUGGGUACUUACCCGGGGAAGGCAAACCAAUUAACGUUACUUGUGAAGUCAAGAAAGGACCACCUGAAGCCAUUGGACAGCUGCAGUUCUUUCCAAAGAGUAUUUUUGAGUUGAAGUAUUAUCCUUACUACGGAAAAACUAGACAUGUAAACUACUCAUCUCCGGUGGUUGCAGUGCGUUUUGCCUCAGUGCAGUACGACACUCCGCUUCAAAUAAAGUGCAAUCUCAACGGAAAAAACAUAAUCAACGACUCGCCCACUGACCGCUACCUGGGCAGUGUCACCUUCUCCCUGGUAGUGGGAGCAUAA
Messenger RNA from Knipowitschia caucasica, 1065 nucleotides. The record is from the annotation of a GenBank genome assembly. NCBI's taxonomy places the organism in Eukaryota, Metazoa, Chordata, Actinopteri, Gobiiformes, Gobiidae.